UGUCCAGGAUGCUAAAAUUAGGGUUUCGAGACUGCGGUGGGGGCGACAUCGGCGUCGCGGGGGGAUUUGCACCAAGUGGUGAGGAUUCAGAGGCGAUGGCUUUCCCUCGGGGCUUUCAAGGGGCUCUGCACCAGCUGCCUGCCUCAACCUCCCGAUGCGCCUGCGUCUGUUUCGGCUUCCGUAGCGACAGCUGAAGAGCUUGGUGGUGUGUUGGUGUGCAGUGUUGCGUUGAGGAGGAAUUGAUUUCCUUGCUGCAACGGCAACGAUGACACCGUGCGACGUUGCGGCGUUGAAGAAAUGCUUGGAGGAGCACAAGGGGGACGGGGAAAAGUGCAAGGAACACAUCGCUGCUUUCAAGACUGCUUGCUCUGCUCCGUCGUCCUCUUCGCCGCAGCGUGCGCAGCCCAAGUCCACGCAUCAGGCCGCAGCUUCUGAUUGUGCCACUUGCGCUCCUCCGGUCUCACAUUAAAGCAAUAGUUGAGCUCAUUGUAUGCCUGCCAGGGCUGGAGGGCGAAGGCUUACUUGGAGAUGAACUUUUGGCUCGUUUGAGGCAUUCAUGAGUCGGGAGAGUUUGUUUUCGGAAAGGAAGUGAAGUCGUGUAUUGUAAUAAAGACCUUUCCCUUUUAAUCAAGUGCAAGAUGGUAAGAAUUAUUAUCAUGCUGGGAACAUGCAAGAUUAGAGGUAAUGCCAAAUUUGUGAGAAAAUUUGUACGUUUACGGCUUCACCUUCCUAGGUUAUAUUGAUUCCAAAAUUGGCAUCAUGACUGAGUACGUUUAGAGUGCCUUAAUCAUCUGUAGCAUGAUAAUGGUUAGUCUGUACAUUCCUUGCCACGUAUGAAAUUUUGGUGUGCGAAAACUCAUGAUUAGCCUUGAGCAGCUGCGUAUGUGUAACGCUUGUGGGUACCGAGGUUGGUUGUCUCAUGGUUGCAUCAGUUUCUACUCUCGUCUGUGGGUGAAGGAGGCACGGUUUGGAGUUUCAAGCCACGAGGAAGAAGUGAUCUCAAAGCAUUGUAAUAUGCCGAUGUCUUCAACUGCAUCUCUGGUGCGUUACUGUAUCACUUAUGUGCAAGGUACACAAGUGAAUUUGUGACUUUUGUUACGUCUAUUUUGAGGGGAAAAAAAAAAAAAAAAUGAAGAAGGAGAAGGCAUGAAAUAUUUCGGUAAUCGGAGCUGAGGAAAAAUCAACUCCUCUGGUCAGAAACUUCUUAUCUCGUGCGCAAGUAAUGCUAGCUGAAGGUUUCAGCGCCAUGGCACAAUUGUAUUCGUUGAGAAGUUACCAGUAACACAGUCCUGUAUUAAAAAUCUAUCGAUGUUUAAUACAAGUUGUCAGUUUAGAUUUUCUAAGUUUUAUGGUAAAAACAUUUCCUCAGUUUCUUUCUUGUCUCUUCUCGUUCCAGCAUCCUUUGAUUGCAGCCUUCGUUUGUAUCAUGUCUCGCUGCUUUUUUUCGAAUGUAAAAAGGUAUCAGUUUCAAGCUUUCCAUCUCAGUCAUUGCUUCACUAAUCGAAGCCUCCUCAUUCUUUGCUGUGCCUUGUCCUCCGACCCAAGCGCAUUCGAGAAUGGGUAUGUAUCCGUGUCGAUGGUACUUGAAUUACAGCUGCUGAAGGACGUUACGGGACUAAGCGCAAUUCACCACAACGUCAAUAUUUGGAUUCUCUUCUCAACAUCUACUUGAAGCCUUACCUAUAAAAGCGACUCAACUGGUAUAUGUCUCUCAUCCUCAUCAUUCAGUCCCACUGCUCAAUGCUCUAUUACAUUCCGACUUCAGUCUUCCUCAGUCCAGUUUCUUGCCGCUGAAGUUCGUAGGAGACACCUGAGUCCCUGAGUGCCAUCUCCGACUCUGCAAGUAUGAAUGUCUCAAGCAAUGGUACCUUCCAGAGGGAAGGAAAACUGGUGUUUGCAGCUCUGGUGCUAGCUGUGAUAUCUCUGAUGUGUGCCCCAGUGAGAGCCUCUAGAUUCAUGGUAUCCUUUGCAUCUGCACCUGCUAAUAGUUCUGCACCACCGUUUGCACCUCCUCCAUUGUCUUUGGCAGUAAAUCCAGCUGCAUUGCCUCUCUUCGACUCUCCCCCUCCCUCCUCGUCACCGUCACCCUCAGAUUCAGAUAACUCAAAGCUUCCCAAUGAAAGGAGAUUGCCCAGCAGUGAUUCAGCACCAGCAAAAUGUGUUGAUCCCUUCUCUGGGGCACCAAUGCCUAGUGCACCAUCUGAUGCGAUUCCGCUUGUUCCUUACGGUGGGUAUACUCCCGUCGGUGCGCCAUAUGCUUAUAGUGAACCCGGAGUGCCGGCUCUUGCGCCUGCACCCUCGCACGGCUCUGGAGCUGAUGCCUCUUACAACAACCAGCCAGCACCGCAACCGGAAUCUGGUGAUGACGGCUCUAUGGCGCAUACCACUAUGUACAAUCAAUGCACGUAUACGAUCAUUACAAGUACUGGGAAUAUCGAAGGAGCUGGUACACAAGCCGAUGUGAACGUUGAGUUCUUCGACAAAUACGGUGAUUCUGUUCUCUUUGUAGGUCUUAAGAGCCAGAACCGCAACUUCAACCGCGGAGCGACAGACACAUUCACUGUUGUGGGUAAUUGCGUCCAAAAUAUAUGCCGUAUGCACUUAUCUCAUGACGACUCAGGCCCCCAUCCGGGCUGGUUCGUGAACACCGUCACAGUUUCCCUACUGUAUCAGACUCAAGUUUUCAAUGUGUUCGAGUGGCUGGCCAAGGAUGAGCCUCCUUACUCCCUCUCUCGAACCGUGAGUUCUUGCCCAGCGUGAGACGAGACAUGCAGCUUUCAUGCAACACUUCCUGAGACGAUGGAUCGGACUACGUUAUGCCGCAUCACGAAUUAAAUAGCGAGAAUAAGUGGUCUGCCUAGUUGAAAUGUUUUUUCAGUAGAAAAGUUUUGUCAAUCAAUAUCACCUCAAAAAUGUAUGCAAUAAAGAUAAGACUUGAUUCUCCGUUCGCCAGUUA
Molecule: messenger RNA, 2956 nt
Organism: Physcomitrium patens
Lineage: Eukaryota; Viridiplantae; Streptophyta; Bryopsida; Funariales; Funariaceae
Molecular function (GO): protein binding
Source: RefSeq, a predicted model, not a curated record